AUGGGUCUAUUCUCCAGAUUUAAAGGAGAAGAUGCAAAAGCAAGUUUAGAGACAUCACAUCCUCCUCGGCCCUCUACUCAUCAACCACACAUGCUAAACCCAUCAAGCAUCGAUCUUAGCCCUAUCAGAGGUACCCACAAUCGCACCAAUACAGCUACUUCAUACAAUGAAAGCGAGUUCCUGUCAACCCCUUCAGCAUCGUCAUACACUUCAGCAGAGUCUAUGGCAUACCCUUCAUCGCUUGUUUAUAAAAGAGGUUCUGCUUCUGCUACCCACCCUCAUCAACAACAUCAACAUCAUCAACAUCAUCAACAUCAUCAACACCAACACCAACAUCAGCAAAAACAUCAGCAUCAACAUCAACACCAACAUCAUUCUCCAAAACAGAACAACCACAUACCAACAGCAUUGAGGCCAGGCUUCAAUAUCGAUACAAAUAUUGAACACCACCAUCAAGGAGAACGUAAAAGACUUCAAAGUACUCAGCACCUGGUAAUGGAAGCAGCUCGUGAUCCUCGCACACCAAGCCCUAACUACCAUAACUAUGACCACAACCACAACCACAACCAGCCUCAAACUCAAACUCAGAGCCCAGGACAACAACAAUAUACGACUAUAAAUGGAAGUGCUUUAUUAAACAAUGUUGCAGCAUCACCAUCGCCCACCAUUUCCCCAUCAUCUACAAAUCUCAACAAAACUCUGCACAAACCUCUGCCGCAUCGCAAGCCCCCUGCACAAGAGUUACCACUUGCCAUUCCAAGACCUACUACAACAGAUUCAACAGGAGGAAUAACAGAAACAUUGCAUUCCUCAGGAUAUAUUGAGCGAGGUUCUUCAAACCCUAUUAAUGAUUUGUCCGUGGAUCCCGCAAAACAACGUUUAAUGCCAAAAGAACCAAUUGAUAAACCCACAAGUUUACCUCAGGAUAGUAUGCACCACGAAAUAUCCUUCAACAGACAAGAGGAAAACAAUAUCUCUUUUGGCCCUAGUGAUGCAUCUGAAUCUGCAUCUGCAUCUGUAUCAACACCUGCUGCACCCAUAGGCUAUAGUGGCUAUCAGCAACCACAGAAUUUACCCCCUAAUAGUAGUACGCUAUUGUCUCAGUCAACAAGUUCCGACGAAGACGAUGACAACGAAGAUGACCUUAGUUCCACUUCAUCCUUUCAACCUACUCAACACCCUAUGUAUGAGCAAUGGAGAUUAUACUACCAGGCAUUAGCAUUACAACAACAGCAACAACAACAGCACCAGCAACAGAUGCAAAUGUACUACGCGCAAAAUGGUGGGCACAUUCCUCCCGGAACAUACCCAAUGAUGAACUAUAAUCCAAUGGCACAAAUACCUCCGUAUGUAUAUAAUCCUUCAAUGAUGCAACAACAACAACAACAACAACAACAACAAUCUUACAAAUAUGCAAACACGCAUUCGGAACUUGGUAAACCUAAUAAAGGGAAUACACACAAAAAGGAUCAUUUAGCUAGCCAAUUGGAUAAUGAGUCUUUGACAUUGCAUGACAAAAGUGGUAUUGCAAACCAUCCUGUUUCAAACUCGUGCACUGAUACACGUUUGUCGACAAACGACGAAAACUUUCAAAAUUCACCAAAUGAUUACUUGCAAGCAUAUGAACAAACCAAACAGAGAUACAGAAACUCUACAACGGAGCAAUUAGUCAAUAACUCAAGAAGGUCAACGCUCAAGUCGAAUAGAUAUUCCUCUGCUCCUAGCCAUCAUUCAGCAGUUAAAGAACAUUUAAAUAACACAGAAAUCCCACUGUUGGAUCAACAGCGAAAACAAAAUAGAAUUGCAUCGUUGGAGCCUAAUUUUAAACCCAAUCCAGAACCCAUUUACAACAGGGAAAAUGAUUAUUAUGACGACGACGACGAUGAUGAUGAUGAUUAUGACGAAGGUGUAGAUGAUACACUUCAUUUUACCGAAGAACACAUUGCAGAACCUCAACAAGGGCAGCAGUCACAGUCACAAUCACAGUCACGCGAGGAAUAUCAUGAGCAAGAAGAAGUAAAUGGUAUUAUUCAGUCGACAUCAUCCAUAAAUCUCAAUUCAUCGAAGUCAACUGGUACUCGACAAAUAUCCGACUACAACAAGUUUCUUUUUGAAGAUGAUGAGGACGAAAGAGUAGAAGAGGAAGAAGUAGAAGAAUACCAAGUAGAAGAAAAUCAAGUAGACGGAGAGGAGAGGAACGGAACCGAUUGGAAGCACAACAAAGUCAAUGAGCCUAAAGAUGACAAUGAAACAACAAUGGUUGUCGAAGCUGCUCUCCCAAUUGAGUCACCAAAACUGUUGCUUAAAACCAACAAUGAAGUGCUUAUCAGCAGAAAAGACACGACAUCAUCGGAAGCAUCAUACAAUUCAAUACAAAGUGAAGGUAAUUUCAAAGUUGGAAAAUACCUUAAACCCGAACAAAGUCAAAGCCAUGGUCAAAGCAUUGGUCAAAGUCAAAGUCAAAGUCAAAGUCAAAGUCAAAAGCAGACAACUCAGCAAACUCAGCACACUCGUGGUAAAAGCAACGACAAUCGAAAAAAGAGACAAAGUAUGUUACCAAAAGGAUUCUCUCUACCACCACUGGCAAUGAACUUUCCUAAUAUGUCCAUGCAAGAUAUGAUGCAAACGAAGAUGAAUCCAAUGAUGCAAAUGGAAAUGGAAACGCAGAUGCAGAUGCCUCAUGCGGCUCAAUUCUCAUCAUCACUACCACCACCAUCAGCAAUGGGCAUGGACAUGGGUAUGGGCGUGGGUAUGGGUAUGCCUUUUCCAUACCCAUACCUGAUGAAUCCAAUGUUUUAUCAAAAUGCAGAGUAUGGAUCUGGUGCUAGAGCAGCUGGAAACCAAUCGCAGUAUAAAAGACAGAGUAUUGCUGCGUGUGAUAGUAACGGCAUCAAUCGUCAAUCCAUGAUGUUUGAUCCAACAAUGUUUAACAACAAGCGUAACUCCAUGCCCAUGUUUGGAAAUCAGAUGCAUCGUCAGAUGGGUCAGGCAUCCAAGCCAGACUUGGAUUCAGUAACUAUACGAAAGAUUGACGAGUUUAAAAAUUUGAGGGCUGAAAUUGCCAGUGGGAAAAAAUCAAUGGAGUAUAGAUUGCUUUGGACUAAGAUGUUGAUAACCGCAACUAAUUUCAAACUAUACAAACACAUUAAUAUCAAGGGUGAAUACAUCUCUAUGGGAAACUCGGCGAAGUCCAAUAGAGCAGCUUUUGUAAAGUCAUCGACUCAACAUAUCCAAAAAAUUAUCAAAGAAAUUCAAAUAAACUCGCAACGUGCAAACAAAAAAAAUGGUGAAAAUGAAAAUGCAAAUGAAAAUGAAAAUGAAAAUAAAGAUGAAAACAACGUUAAAGUCGUAAAGGAUACAUUGAAAUGCAAAGCAUACUUUAUAUUUGCAUGUUUGUUGAAGAACGACUUUUAUGAUGCCUAUGGUGAAGAUUUCGAUAUCAAGAAAAACAUUCCACUCGCGAUCGAAUACUAUGAAAAAGUGUUAAGCAUUAAUCCAAAGGACACUAGAGUGCUCUACAAAUUAGGGGAAACGUUUGAGUAUGAGUUUGAAGAUAAAAAGGAUUAUGCCGUAGAAUAUUAUAUGAGAUCGGCACAAUAUGGUUACGACAAGGCGCUGAAAAAAUUAGCCAAGUUUGGCAUCAAUGUUGAAUCUAUAUAG
Lodderomyces elongisporus is the source of this 3660-nucleotide messenger RNA. RefSeq lists its product as uncharacterized. Bases 1 to 3660 code for a protein of 1219 amino acids. NCBI's taxonomy places the organism in Eukaryota, Fungi, Ascomycota, Pichiomycetes, Serinales, Debaryomycetaceae. The record is from RefSeq and is a predicted model, not a curated record. Gene Ontology annotation, molecular function: protein binding. The transcript has a single exon.